AUGCAAGCUGGCGAGGAGCUGGCCAUCAAGGCAGAACCAGAUGCAGAAGUCAACACAGCUUCCACAUCGACAAGCACGGAGGUGGAUCUCACGCCGCCAAAGAAGCGAGCUAAGUCAGCGCUGCUGGACCGCUCUCUGUCUCGCGAUACGACACUGAAAAAUCCAACAACAACAAUUGCAGAGACCACUUCGAGCAACCGUGCAAAUCAGGCUUCUAGUAGCGUCACAGAAGGAGCAGCUGAUGCCUGGGACAGGGACACUCCGGCAGUGAAAGUGGAGCAGGAGACACCAAGGCCUUCGCCUGCACCAACACCGAAAGCGCAACCAACGUCAACCGAAGAUGCAAUAACCAUCAAACCUGAUCCUGGCACACGCCUGCCCACAGUCUCACCAGCGCCAGCGACGCCAUCACGAGAACCAUCACAUCCUCCACCAGCAAAGAAGAAGAAGACCGCCUCCACAACCAGGAAAGAAUCCACCUCCGCCACUAGCUCCAGCAAGAGCAAAAAGUCCUCUUCUACCACCAGGAAAGUCACCUCCUCGUCUUCCUCACAUCCUGAAUCUUCUUCAAGCCGCACCAAGCCCAAGUUCGAAGAAACACCCCCAUUCCUCCCCCCAACCGAAGAGGAAGAAGAUGUGGACAACACCCUAUACUGCGUAUGCCAGAAAAGACAAGACGACGUCGAAGGAGGCAUGAUCAUGUGUGAUCGUUGCGAACAAUGGUACCACUACCGCUGCAUGUCUAUGAACGAAGCUGAUGUUGAGUUGGUAGACCGGUUUAUCUGUCCACCAUGUUAUCAGGUCACAGGUGAGGAGACUACGUAUAAGAAAGCAUGUACGAGAGGAGAGUGUAGACAUGCAGCGAGGACUCCAUUUAGUAAUUAUUGCUCGGAUAGAUGCGGAGUGUUGGCACUAGAGGCGAGGUUUGGGUUGAUGAAGGUGGCGAAGAGUAAAGGUGGGGUGGAGAUUUGGGAGACUGAUCGAAGGGUGAGGUUGGCGAAGAGGACGGAGGGAUUUACGGUGAGGGAGGAAGGUGUGGGUACAGAGUGGGAGAAGGAGGUGAAGGGGAUGGGGGAUGGUGAUUGGCCGGUGCAGAGGCUGGGUGUUGCUGGGGCAUUUGCGCUGAUGGUCAAGAAGGAUGAAGAGACAGGCGCGGCAAUGGUGAAUGGUGCUCCAAACGGCAUAGCGCAGCCUCAGGUCAACGGUGCCGCAACUCAACCCUCACCCUCGCCCAUACCAUCACCAGCAGCAAAGAAUGACGCAGCACCAGAACCUUCUUCACCCUCCCACCCAUCCUCAUCUUCUAAAGCAACAUCAUCAGGAAUAAACCUCAUCUCCCUCACCGAACAACACACAAUGAUCACAACCCAACUUUAUGCCGUGGACAUCGACAAAUCCCGCAUUAAUGCCCGUCUCGAUCGUCUCGACCUCCGCAGCACCCUCCUCCAUCUCGUCUCUGACCGAGUCCCCACACUCCCGCCCAUCGGAUCCACCAUUCAAGCCAACGACACUCCAGACCCAGGGGAAGAAGACGAAGAAAUGCCCGACGACCCUUCCCCUAAAAAGUCGAAGAAAAAGAAAGGCUCUAGCAAAAAGUCGAAAUCCACACCCGAAGUCGGCGGCCUGCGCUGCGGAUACGACCAACGAUUGCAUUGGGACGAUGCGGCGUUCGAUGCUUGGGCUCACAGUGAGCCUGGGCGAACUAUUCUUGCGUAUGAGAAGCCGCUAGAUGGAGUGCUCGACGAUUCACGAGAUGCAGAUGCAGGAGCGAAGCUGAUUUGUGUGACGGCCAAACGCAAAUGUAGAAGACACAUGGAUUGGUCGAAUCUAUGCGAGGUAGCCUUGGAUGCGGAAAAGGCGAGUUUGAAUGCCGAUUCGAGGGUGCUCAUCCAGACGAAGCUGGAGCUGGUUGAGCUUAAGCAGGAGAUAGAGGAAGAGAUGGAAGUGGUGAAACAGUUGAUUGAGCAGCAGAGGAGAAGGGAGAAGAGGAAGGACGAAGAGAGGGAUAGAGAUCUGGCCAAGGCCGUUGCUAGUCAGGGAACACGAAGAGGUGUUUGA
Ustilago hordei is the source of this 2058-nucleotide messenger RNA. RefSeq lists its product as uncharacterized. The transcript has a single exon. Gene Ontology annotation, biological process: positive regulation of DNA-templated transcription. NCBI's taxonomy places the organism in Eukaryota, Fungi, Basidiomycota, Ustilaginomycetes, Ustilaginales, Ustilaginaceae. The coding region runs from base 1 to 2058 and encodes 685 amino acids. Gene Ontology annotation, cellular component: Set1C/COMPASS complex. The record is from RefSeq and is a predicted model, not a curated record.